Messenger RNA from Staurois parvus, 289 nucleotides. NCBI's taxonomy places the organism in Eukaryota, Metazoa, Chordata, Amphibia, Anura, Ranidae. The record is from the annotation of a GenBank genome assembly.
UUUCAGUACCAAAAGCGGUAACCCCAAGCUACACUCGGGAAUUACCUGCAGCGUUGCAUAGGGAGUCCCUGCAGCGCUUACCUUGUUCUUCGCUCCCGCGAUGUGUCCCCUGCAGCGUCCCCGGCCAUCUCCUCCGGCCGAUGCCGGCUUCCGUGUUCCGGUCCCUGUGACGUCGGGAUGUACGGGCGGCGGCAAAUUUGACAUUUUUUUUAAAAAUUUCAUUUUUUUUAAAAUGAUUAUUACAUAUGCUUUGUCCUGUGCCCUGCCUGCAUUUUGACUGUUCUUUCUG